AUGCAGCAGCUCGAAAGUCUCGCUUCGCAGCGUCCGACACCGCUGCGUCUCGCUGACAUGUACGAGUAUGGGCGCGGUAUAGAUCCGGCGCAACGUCUCCGCAAUUCGCAGUUCCUUCAUCGUGAAUUGCCCAUUCGCGUCGCCCAACGCGCCUACGACUUACUCACUUUGCCACACGGCUUGUCCAACGCCACACCCAUUCGACAAGUCGCCGCAACCUAUAUACAAUAUCUCCAGCAGUUUAAAUCACGACCCUGCCCGCAGAACAAGCCACAGGAAGAAGAGUUUACGGAUUUUGUGCAAUCGCUGGUGCUGGAUCGCGCGGCCGUUCCGAUUUCGAUUUUUCGGGAGCAACCCGAUCGGUUGCAGGAAAUGGAAGAUGCCUUGUACAGGUUUUUCACCGCCCGAGUGGGGUUGCGGUUUUUAACCGUUCAUCACGUAUUGUCGUCCCGCCGUCCGUCGGCUAAGGCAUUGAAAGAUGUCACGUUUUUGUUCCCACCGGACCAAAGCGAUGAUUUCUUGGGAUGUAUUCAAACUAACUGCGAUCUUGUUAAGGAAGUUAACAAGGUUGCAAAGUUAAUUCAUGAGCAAACAAUGGAAUAUUACGGUAUCUGUCCAGAAAUUGAAGUAAGCAAAAACAAAACGCGAGACUUUACCUACGUUCCUCAUCAUUUGCACUACAUGAUUUGCGAACUCUUGAAAAACUCAUGCCGGGCUACGGUCCAACAAUUUCGUGCGCAAGAAAUGCACACCCAGGGUCCAUACGGACACGAUAGCGCCAAAAUUCCCUCGAUCAAGGUCGUCAUGGUCAAGGGUGAAGAAGAUGUGACAAUUAAAGUUGCCGACAAGGGUGGUGGCAUUCCCCGCUCCAAAAUGGAGCGCAUUUGGAAAUUUGCACAUUCGACGGCGGACCAGAACGAAGCGGAAUCCGAUUUUGGAACGGACGCGACUAGUGGUGCACGGAUUCGCGGAUUUGGCUUGCCACUCGCACGUAUUUACGCGCGCUACUUUGGAGGCGAAUUGACUCUGAAGUCGACGGAAGGGUACGGGUUGGAUGCGUACUUGCAUUUACCGCGACUUGGAGAUGCCUGCGAGAAGCUACCC
This is a messenger RNA of Phaeodactylum tricornutum CCAP 1055/1, 1104 nucleotides long. RefSeq lists its product with no specific name. Gene Ontology annotation, cellular component: mitochondrion. The record is from RefSeq and is a predicted model, not a curated record. Gene Ontology annotation, molecular function: pyruvate dehydrogenase (acetyl-transferring) kinase activity. The transcript is spliced from 3 exons. Gene Ontology annotation, biological process: protein phosphorylation; regulation of glucose metabolic process. The annotation marks the transcript as partial. NCBI's taxonomy places the organism in Eukaryota, Bacillariophyta, Bacillariophyceae, Surirellales, Neidiaceae.